Molecule: messenger RNA, 2669 nt
Organism: Lingula anatina
Lineage: Eukaryota; Metazoa; Brachiopoda; Lingulata; Lingulida; Lingulidae
Product: sushi, von Willebrand factor type A, EGF and pentraxin domain-containing protein 1-like
Source: RefSeq, a predicted model, not a curated record
CUCUAUACCAACGCGUACAGGCACAUUAAUGUCAGUCACGUGAAGCAGUGCGUGGAUGCUUGCACAGCAGAAGACAAAUGCGUGUCGGUCACGUGGUCUGUAGGAACGGGUACUUGCUAUAUGGACAACAGCAUGUCAAACUGCGAAGAGGGUUUUGGCUUAAGUGGAGGAUUCCAGUAUUUUUUUCAUCAUUGCUCAGGUAGUUCAUGCAGCUCUCCCUGUGACGAUGGUGCCUGUAUAGAUCGUACCACAUGCGGAUGUUAUAAAGGUCGCUGUGGGAAAACCUGCGCAAAUGAAACAACAUGUGACGUUUCACCGGUCAACACUGUGGACAAUUCCACCAGUGUUGUUAGAUACGGAGAAAAGGUCAGUUAUCGAUGUCACAGUGGGUUUGCCACAGCUGGGAAGAGCUCGGGAACAGCGACGUGUAUGGUCAACGGUUUCCUGGACCAUCCAAUUCACUGCAAACAAGUCACGUGCCAGUUUCCCGAAAUAGAUGAAAAUAUGGUUAUGUCGUCAAAGAGAGGCACUUUUUACGUCGACAAUUCAGUUUUCGUCUUUUGCAAGACAGGGUUUCGAUUUCCGAACUCUACCAAAAUCAGCAGUUUUACAUGCAGAGAAGACGGUCGUUUUCAUCCAAAGCUUCAGAGAUGCGAGCGAAUCCAAUGCCCAGUUCCAGACGAAGAUACCAACCUGUUAGCCUUAAGCACACCUCCGUAUGUUUAUCUAGAUUAUGUGGAAUUUCGUUGCGAAGACGGUUACGCCGUCCCUGGGAGGGAUGACGGCACACUGGGCGCGGUCUGUGCUGGGUCAGGCGUCUUCGAUUUUGGUGGGAUGGAUUUUGGAAACGGUUCGACAAAUAUCCCAGUCUGCACUCCUAAACUGUGUCCAAAUAUGAGACUUCCACCUGGAAUUAAACUUCUAGGCCAACGACACAUCUCGACAGGAAGUAGUCCCAUAAUUGGUAUAACAUGUAGACCUGGAUUUAUCUUUGAAAAUGGGAACGAUUCUGUCUCCAUUCCGUGCCGAAAAAAUGUGACCUUCGGAUAUGACUUUCCAAACUGCGUUAGACGCGCAUGCACAAUAGCAAAUAACGCCCACAUGGACUACGAUCUCGAUGACAAUAGAAAUAUGCACCAACCUAUUUAUUUUGAAGAUACAGUUAAGAUGAAAUGCAAACAAGGCUAUAAGUUCUUGGAUGGUGCCACAUCUCGUGUUGUAACGUGUGGAGAGAGUGGUGACUUUCAUCCGAUAUGUGCAGGCGUGCGAUGUAAGCUGCCAAAAGUAAACAAUGGAGUGCUAGUCGCACCAACUUCUGAGAACUAUGAAUACGGAGACGUAGUCACCUUCACCUGCGAGUCCGGCAAGACGAUUAAGUUUGUUGCUGCCAAUGGUGUCGUGGGGUACAGUGAAAACAACUCUAUUUCAGACCGGUGCACAAUGCAUGGAGAGUUCGGGAUUCUAACAGUUAGCUGUUCCUCAGGGCCAAGUGCAGAAAAGCAAGCAAUAGAGGCAUCAGCAAAUUCAGGUGAUGUCGGUCCGAUGGUUGGUGGUUUGACAGCUGCUGUUCUUGUUAUUGCCUUCGUCGUUGGUAUAGCACUUUAUGUAAGGCAUCUCAGGAAAAGUUCUGUGGGCGAUCUGGCGUUUGCCUCUAUGGACUCCAAUCGCUCUGAUGAUCAGUCGAGGAAGAAUCCUGAUAUGUACGUAUACGUAGAAAACGACUUCACUAGGAUCGCUAGAUGGCAAAUUCACGACCAAGAAUCCAAACCCCAAAAAACUGAGCAACGAUCCCAAACAGGACAUAAGAAUGGUCCGACAGAGGGCAGCACCACAAAUGCACGCGGCAUCAAACAAGAUACGGUCGAUCUGUCGGAUGAUGUAAUAUUGGUAGAAAAUGAACUCUAUAAGUCAGAUCUAGAGGCAGACGACAAAGAAAGGACCAAUGAGAGCGAGUAUUAUAGUGAAGCCCGUUACUCUACAGUUGGCGAGAGCGAAGUCGUAGAGAAUACGACAUAUGAUAGCGUUGUUCUUCUAGUGGACAAUGAAAUAUACGAAUCUGGCGAUGACGUGGGGCAGUGAGCGGCUCGCUUGAUGGCCAGCUGGUUACCAAUGGGAUGUACUGUCAGGUCAUUUGUUUGACGUCAGAGUGCGCACCUUCAAUAGAAGAAAACGGCUCACGUGCACUAUUCUCUUAUAAAUUCCGUGAAUAGGAAAAAAAAAUGCUAAAUUUUUGUAUACAGGUGCUUUUGGUCUCUACAUCUUUAGUUCAUAUUUACAGCAUAUAUUCGAGGCACAUCGCAGGCUGCUCAAAUGAUUCUGACAUAAGGCAAUUUGGAUAUGAAACAGGCACAUUUAUACUCACAGACGCAACUUUUAUUCACAGUAAACUAGUGCAUCCAUCGAUAAUUAGGCCUAUAUCUUAAACCGAAACAUGGCGAACUUGGACUGUCAGGAGGAGUCGUCUAACACAAAUCACGUGUUUUUAUCAUUUGCUUGUGCAUAUGCACUUUAGUUAUUACACGGACGCAAAAACCGACUUAACAUACUGGAAACUAAAUAUAGCAAAGCUGGCAAAUAUACAGACAACAAACUGAAAAACAUAGCAACAAUAUGCACAGACAAGGCAGCAAAGCUUCUAGAUGGACAGAUAUGUUAGUAUAUAUUGGAAA